Messenger RNA from Ectocarpus sp. CCAP 1310/34, 2200 nucleotides. The record is from the annotation of a GenBank genome assembly. NCBI's taxonomy places the organism in Eukaryota, Phaeophyceae, Ectocarpales, Ectocarpaceae.
UUGUGUGUAAGCAGGCUGACUUUUGAAUCUCUGAGAGUCAGAGUAAGAGUUGUAUGCAAGAAGGCUUAUCAUGGUUGAUGUGUUUGACAGAACAGCUGUCCCAGGAUGAUAGCAUACACCACAAACCCCGGGGGCGCCGCGAAGCGCCGGAAUCAAGGGGGAGGGAGGAAGUUAGGUGCUCAGAUCAUCGAGAGUUGUUCGUCGGGCGGGGAGGGCAGUAAGAGUAAAUUGCAACGGAUUUUUGUUUGGGCUUUGUGGGCGUAAUAUCGUGGCAGUGGCUGCAGACCUUUUUGACCUUGUUGGGUACUGGGAAGAACGUGAUACUGAAACGUGGCGGGAAGGUUACCCGGAUCGACUACGUUGUCGGAGUUAUCCUGUUUGCGUCUUUUUCUUGCUUUUUCGGAGUACCGUCCUUGGGAAGCAGGGGUUUAGACCUGGUGGCCGGGUUCCCCCUUCGGUUUCUAUUGAUUUUGUUGUUUUUGCAGAAAAACUUGGCUUGAGGUGGCGGAAGCACGCAUCCCACAGAAACGGGAGGGUGUUCGUGUGAGUGCGUAUUAAGUCGAUCUAUAGACGAGAUGACCCUGCACAUAGGUAUGCGUCGGGUAGUACGACCAGAGAAUGAUUGUGCGGAGCCCCCACGCCAGCUGCUGUCAGCUGUCGUGUGCGUGGCACUCCCUGCUCGUUCCCCCCAACCGGGUGUGAGAGAUAACAAGCAUCUAAGCAUCAAGCACUACAGUCUUUACAAAGACAACAAGGGGAUACCACUUAGGGUUGACGAAUACUAAUAGCCCUAAACAUCAGCGAGGAAGAAAGAUAGAUGGGUUUCACACAUGUAUUCGCGGGCUUCGCCCCCUAAAUUAAACUCCAAACCCUCCGUCCCGGUACAUUUCAUCACAAAUUUGCCCCGCUCUUCCUGGAUUCUGACUGAAGGAUUCUUGGAGUCUUGGAUUCUUGGAGUCCUGGAGUCCGAACGUCCGAAACCGAUCGGCGCAAACCAAUCAAAACGGUUCUGAUUUUUUCAAGUUUCGUUUCGGGAUCGUAUUGGCGGCGAAUUAUUGCGUGUGAGACUAGAGCAUGUACCACGGCACAGAGACACGGAGCUGGAGACACGAGCCGGUUCAGAGUUGGGCGGUGGGAGACACCGCCGGCCUUCACCAUCUACUAAAGCUUCAACCCUCCCUCCGUAUGAUCGAACGGCGAGAUCAUCGAUCAAGCGCAAACCAUGAAGCGCGAGAGGUAACGUAGUCUAGACUAUUGGUGUUUGCCCAAGAGUGCUAUACGCACGAGUAUAAAGCGGGCACCGUUUGCGUUGACAUGGCUGAUGGCCUCAGUUUCCUUCCAUUCUCCUCGUUGUUGUUGUUGUUGUUGUUGUUGUUGUUGUUGUUGUUGCUGCUGUUGUUGUUGUUGUUGUUGUUGUUGUUGUUUUCGUGGAAUGCCGCAUCUGACGCCAGUGCUACUGCUGUACCAGUACCACGUAGUAGAUGUGCAUUUGCAAAGCGUUUGACAUAUGUGCGUACUGUGUGAACAUGAUAUGACAAGUCUAGCACAGUAGUUCCCAACGUUAUCGAGGGAAGACCAAAUAAUGACGGGUCCUUUGGAACGAGCCUCUUGAUUAUUCAUGCCCAAGGCAGCCCCAUUUGAACAUUGGCGUUGCUAUCUAAUUCCGGGACUGUGUCGCACAAUCACGCGCCGCAGCAUCUUUCACGUACGUACCCGGGCCUCCAUAACCUACAAUGGUUGUGGUGAGGCUACGUAAAGUGCAACGUCUGCCUGACGAGCAUUUACCCGCCGGUCUUGUUGAACCUAUAUCUGUUCGUCUUCUCACGGCUUCCUACUACAUAUAUUCUUGGGUGCAUCAUCGUGUGACUGACACCUUCUCCGCGUGGGACGUAGACACGGUCCACCGUCCGACGCUCGGGUUUCCCGCUCAAUACCGUAAUGGCGACGAAGCAGCUCCGACCCAAAGGGUAUUGGAAGCACAUGUACCUUGAGAAGCAGGAGACGCAUCCGGAGAAAUUAGCGGUGGGUUCACUCAAACGUGCCUGGGCCGUAGACAAUUGUAGUGGUUGUACGUUGUAUUUGUGUAGGUUAAGGAUGGAGAACCGAGAAAGCGCAGCGCAUCCAUCGCAAUUCAACCACCGAUGGAAGUAAGACUGUACCCGCCCCUCGUUUUCUUGGUGCUGUGGUGAUACAGAAUAGG